CUUUUUAAAGGAAAUAUUUAAUCAUAAUUAUUAUCUCGUAUUUGUUUUGUGGCGAUUGGAUUGUUUGGGAUAUGUUGCAUUUAGUUGUUAUGGUAAGACGUAUUUUGCAUUUGUUAUUAAAUAAUCGAUUGAAUGGUUUGUUGGGUAUUGAUUUAUAAGAUGUAACAACUGCAACAUAUCAUAUGAGCGAUACCGAAGAGAGAUAUGCGUGCUCACUUGUCCAUUUUACUGAGAGUUUAUAUUGAACAAGAAAGGAAGGAUCGAACGUAUUUUUGUACCAUUCCUAUUCGCUGUCAUUGUAAAUGUGUAAUUUAUACAAAGAAGCAUCGCUGUAAUAAUUGUGAAUGAGUGUUUGAUAGAGAUUUUAUAUUUAUAAAAAGCUUUCUGGAAAUAUGCGAUCAUUCUGAGAUGGGAUGUCUUAAAUAUGUUAUGGGAAAUGGUAUUUUCUAUACAGUUUUUACAAUUAAUAAAAUAAUAUCUUGAACUAGAAAAAUGUAUAUUUUUAUUGUUGAACCUAUAACGCCUCAAAGAAAAUUACAUUUUAGAAUUGAAAGGCUUUGAUAUGGAACAGUAUUUAUUUACGGAAUAGAAGGGGUGACAUACAUGUAGUAUUGUUUCUUGUACUAACAUACUACAAUUAUUGUUAAUUUCCUAUCGUAAUGGAAUUAAUACUAUUUGUACAGGAAUAUAAUGCAAUUUGUGAGAUUCAUUGGUACCACUGUGGUACCAAGAUCUUGAAUAUAUAUUCGCUUCGUAUGUUAUAUCCAACGAGUAUCAAGUACGUAAUAUUUUGAAAUAGGAAUCGAUUUAGAAGCAACGUGUGUCUAUCAUUAAAAUUCUUUGCCUGCACGAAUUAGCUGGACAAAAUCGGAGUCAAGAUGUCUCUCAUAACACAAACCUCUCGGUACAUGGAAAAGUAGCAUCUACUAAAGUAAACUUGUAAAGUAGCUACACAUACCUUUGCUGUAAACAAUCAUUUAAUUCCUUUUCCUUUUCUCUAUCGUCAUCUUCUAAUCGUCAUUUUAUAUCGCUAUGUUUCUCAAUGAUUAAACGCCUCACACGCUUUCUUAUUGACACUCACGUUGUUAUCACUAGAAUCUUCUUCACUGCUUCCAUAUAGAUCACUUAUAUUUUUCGUAUUUUUCCUCCUUCAUAACAUUAAGUUCCAAUUAAAUUUAACUUAUAUAUAAGUUCCAUUUUUCGGAUUGCCUACUGCCGUGAUUGUUUAGAAUUUAACCGUUAUCUGUCCUAUCAAACUUCAGUAGAUAUGGCCCGAACAUCAUGAAUUUGAGUCCGAUCUUAAUUACUGAAUUAGAUUGCUUGAGUCAGACUCGUGAUAUACAUGUUUGGUACAAAAUUGUUAGUAACCGGUUUCUUUUCUUUGUUACAAUAUUUUCGGCACAUGAAAAACACCGCUCCGACAUUGCUACGUCAGCCGUGCAUCAUUCAAAUGGAUUUAAAUGAAGCGUGAUUGUACCUGUCAUAUCUAAACAUUCUGAUAUCUAAUUAAAAAUGAAAUACGGUGCGGACUAAUAUACGUGAAAUUCUGUAAUUUCUGUACACGUGUACCCAUGAACUUCAGUACAGAUAUUAAGAUCCGAGUAUUUCAAUACCUGUGUACCCGUGUAUUAAGAAAUACACGAAUUGAAACACGCGGGUAUUAGCUACACCUGUAUUUUCAGUAAACGUUCAAUAUCAGAAACUCUAUUUUGGGGUACGUUAUGGAAAUCAAAAUUUCAAUCUUUUGCGUACGCAUAUAACCCGGCGCUAGGCCUUAGAUUUGGAGAAAUUUGCUAAGAGCUGCCGGUUCCACUCCAGUAUAUUUCUGUCUAUAGUUAUGCGUCAACAAUGGCUAUUAUGCAUAGGUGCCCUGACACAUAACCUGAAACAUAUGACCGAGGAAUGUUCGAAAUUAUACUGACCUGCGAAAGAGAUCAAUUAACAAGGGGUUUAUGUUCCCUUUAUGUUAUUAUGCCGAAUGUAUUCUUGUUUGAAAUGGAGAAACAGGUAGAAUCGACGGUGCAUUAGUACUCUGUUUAAGAUCGUAUUAAGAAAUUUGUAGUACGGAGUCAAGAUAUUUCAUAUAUUUUAUUUCAUAUGUAAUUUAUGAAAGCAGUCAUUUGAAGUCUUUCUAGUGAUAAACAAAACAUUGUUAAUUAGGAAUUAUCACAACUAAUUAUGCAUAAUUCUAGAAUAUGAGAUUAUAGUUUUACCUGAUUACUCGUAUCUCGCUAUAAAUACCUUGCAUUAUGUUGCAUUUCAGUUGUUUGUGUUUGUGUUUGGACUUGGAUUAGAAAUGGAAAUGGUGAAUUAGGUAGGUGCAAAGGUUUGAAGCUAUUGUACGCGGCAAUAUAAGAAAUCCGCAGUGUGAACAUGACGCUCAUAUUCCGAUCGUGACGCAGUAUCCCAUAUUUAUGUAUAAAAGUCGGGUGUUUGAAAAGAAAUUUAUCUAGAUAGAUACGUGCGGCUACAGAUUAGACAACCACACUCCUUUGUCAGUGAUUAGUUUAAAGUAAUCUACACAAUAUGAAGCAACAGAAAAUGGUGGUAAACAAGGAUUUACAAUAUGAACGAAGUAGAUGUACGUUCGAUCCUGUGGAAGUCACGUAUUUCUUCGAUGGUAGUGCAGAAAAAACGAGAAAACGCCGUGAUCAAGAACAAUAUUUUUUGGAUGAUCUGGUGUUAAAAGAAAAUCUAGCAAUAAAAUAUAAGAGCCAUAAAGAAUUAUAUGAAGAUAAUGUUCAAAUUACCCGCAAUGUUAUUCACAAAAUUAGAGAAUUGCAACGCUCAGGAAAAGCAGAUAUUGAUCUUAUUACAAAUAUCCUUGUAGAAAGACUUGGGACUGCGCUAUUCGAAGAUGGAACUCCAAUGCUCCUGCAUUAUGCUAUGUUUCUACCCGCUUUUGCGGGACAAGCAAAUUCUGAACAGCAAGCAUAUUGGUUAAACAGAGCUUGGGCUGGCGAUGUUAUAGGAACAUAUGCGCAGACCGAACUAGGCCAUGGAACGUUUCUCAGGGGUUUGGAAACUACAGCAACGUACGAUCCGGAAACGAAAGAGUUCGUUUUGAAUAGUCCAACCUUGACGUCCUACAAAUGGUGGCCAGGCGGACUGGGUCACACUGCGAACCAUGCAAUAGUCGUUGCGCAAUUAUACACCCAGGGAGAAUGUAGGGGUGUUCAUCUGUUUGUUGUACAGUUAAGAGACGUGGAGACACACGAACCUUUAAAGGGCAUUGUAAUUGGAGAAAUUGGUACGAAAUUGGGGAUGAACGGCGUUAACAAUGGGUUUCUCGGAUUUCGUGGCUUUAGGAUACCACGGGAGAAUAUGUUGAUGAAGAAUUCCAAGGUACUAGAAGAUGGAACAUACGUAAAAUCUACAAAUGAUAAGUUAAAGUAUGGUACGAUGGUGUUCAUUCGAGUGAGGUUGCUGCGACUCCUCUUAACCUAUUUAACGAAAGCUGUUACUAUUGCGGUUCGAUACAGCGUAGUAAGACGUCAGGGUCAAAUAAAUCCUGAUCAACCAGAGGUACAGAUUCUCGAUUACGCAACUCAACAAUACAAAAUCUUCCCUCAUAUUGCCACAUGUUUUGCAAUAAAAGCUACUGCUAGUUGGGUUUGGAAUAUGUUUUAUACGGUACAAAAGCAAUUGCGCCAGGCUAAUCAUGAAAAAAUACCGGAGUUACAUUCUUUGUCAUGUUGCCUAAAAGCAGUUGUAUCUGCAGAUACAGCAGCUGGAAUAGAGCAACUUCGGUUAUCUUGUGGUGGACAUGGAUACAUGACUGCCAGCAAUCUGCCAACACUUUACGGAUUAGCGACCGCAGUUUGUACUUACGAAGGAGAAAACACAGUCCUACUUUUGCAAACAGCUGCGUACCUCGUAAAAUCAUGGAAGCAAGCUAUGAAUGGUGAACCACUGCCAGAAUCUGUAGAAUAUCUUAACGAAGCAGCAAAAGGAGUAAAAUAUCGUCCUUGGAGUAACGAUUUGGAACAUCUGAUUGAUGCCUAUGACGCGGUAGCCGCAGGAUUUGUUCGUUCAGCAGCAGAACAUUUGGAUCGCAGAAUACGUGACGGAGUUCCGAUGGAGGAGGCGUGGAACCAAACGGGCACCGAACUAACUCAGUGUGCGGAAGCUCACGCUCGAGUCUUCAUGGUAAAAACAUUUGCAAAAGCUGUUAAACAGUUAAACUCGAAGUCUGAAGAAUUUCGUCAAGUAAUGUUUCAACUCUGCGAACUGUAUAUCGUAUAUUGGGCUUUGAGAAACGUUGGUAAUUUUCUUCGGUUUUCUUCUAUGCAGAAAGAGCAUGUGGAGGCACUUCAUUCACGCUUGGAAUAUUUGCUGACGACAAUCCGUCGAAAUGCUGUAGGAAUCGUUGACGGUUUCGAUUUCGAUGACCAUAUUCUUUGCUCGGCUUUGGGUGCUUACGAUGGUAACGUUUACGAACGAUUGUUCCAAGAUGCCAUGAAGAAUCCUCUUAAUCGUGAAACUGUGAACAUAUCUUUUGAAAAAUACUUAAAACCAUUUCUUAAGAGUAAUUUAUAAUGUAAUCUUUCUACAUUUUUAAAGGAAAAUGUAAAUUGUGGUUAUCUAUAUUGUAUAUCGUAUGUGGUGAUUGAACUUUGAACAUUUUACAGUUUAAUAUCUUAUAGAUCGAUAUCCCAUAAAUAACAUGGUUGCUCAUUUAAAAAUACAAUUGUAACAAUGUAUCAUAUGGGCAAUAUCGAAAGAAGGUGUACGCGUUCAUUUAUCCACUUUGCUGAGAGUUUGUUUUUAAUGAAAAGAAGAAAUGUAGUUUUGUAUCGUUCUUAUGGCUUCUCAUAGAUAUUUAAUUUCUAUAAUGGACUAUCGCUGUAAUAAUUUCGACUGGACGUUUGAUAGUGAUUUUAUUUUUAAGAGAAACGUUUUAGGAUUGUGUGAUCAUUCUCGGAUAAGAUGUUUUAAAUAUGUUGAGAAAAAUGACAUGUUCCAUACAGUUUUUGUAAUUAGCGAAGUGAUAUUUUCAAAUACACAAGUGUCUAUCUUUCCUGUAACGCUUCAAAGAAAAUUACAUUUUACGAAAUAAAAGUGGUAACAUACAAGUA
This is a messenger RNA of Bombus huntii, 5078 nucleotides long. It is a transcript of the gene ACOX1, whose product is annotated as probable peroxisomal acyl-coenzyme A oxidase 1. The transcript is spliced from 11 exons. NCBI's taxonomy places the organism in Eukaryota, Metazoa, Arthropoda, Insecta, Hymenoptera, Apidae. The record is from RefSeq and is a predicted model, not a curated record. Gene Ontology annotation, molecular function: fatty acid binding; FAD binding; acyl-CoA oxidase activity. Gene Ontology annotation, biological process: lipid homeostasis; fatty acid beta-oxidation using acyl-CoA oxidase. The coding region runs from base 2527 to 4539 and encodes 670 amino acids. Gene Ontology annotation, cellular component: peroxisome.